UGAAGUUAUAUCCAGCACGUUGUAAUAAAAACUUAAUAGAAACGCGAUAAGCAGACUCACAUUGCAUGAUGCAGGUAAUAGCGACGCGACGUUUUAAUAUAAAUCGUCGUGUUAGUUUAUAUCGUGUUUGUAUGAAUAAUUUUUUUUUGGUAAAUGUUAAAACACGCAUUGCAUUUGCAUGAUUAGCAAACCCUAAAAAACCGUGUACAUUCGGUUAGUAAUGGUACCUAAAGCUAUUAUCAAAUGCUAAGAAGUAGAUACAAAUAUUGUGCAGAGAGAGACAGUGAAGUCAUCCCAACUAUAAAUGUACUUUUGAAUAAACUGUUUGAAACCAAUAUAGACAACGAGCGACAAUCACAGACGAACGGACAGAAAGUCCAAAUGACCAAAAUUUAAUCAGUUAGUCCCUUUUGAUCAUUGUCUACCUAUGUAUCACUGAAAACAGACUUGGAAAAUUCGAAACCGUUUGCUAGUUAUCAUGUACACAGACUCGCUUUAGGAACUCGUUAUAUCCAAUUUACGACAGUCGAAGUACCGUAGUGCACCCAACUGCCAUACGAAUUCUAGGAAGGUUAUGGAACAGAAAUAUAUCAAAGUAAGUUUCAGAAAUUCCACCUUGGGUAGUAAGAAAAUAACAAACAGUACCUCAAACGGUAGUUUCUAUCAGUAUUCCGUCUAUACCGUGACACUUGCACAAAAUGAGCCUUGAAGUAAACAAUCUAUGUAGCGAAAAGGAAGAAGAACCGCCUCUGCAUCUACUGUGUCAUUCUGGGGAGUUCAAGACAAGUUCCUCGGAAGAAAAAAGAUGUACCCCCCCAAAUGCUCCUACAGGAAAAUAUUCGACACAGACUUUAGGAAGUGAAAAUAAAGCUAAAGGGUACAACAGGCUUAAAUCCGUGGUACAAAGACGAAAUAAGAUACCACUUCUAAUUUAAGUAAAGAAAAUUAAUUGUUUAUGCAAAAUACUAGAAAUAAUGAGGUCGAAUGUAGGCGUGGCUUUUAUCAAUUCGAGAAUGGCUUUAUCCUAAAACGGUUCAAGUGUUUUUCGUACGAUUACAUAGUGUCUUACUAGUUCGUAUAAAUAUUAAAUAUUAAUUCUAUUCUGUGAAUUUUAUUAACUGUAUUCGUACUUGCUCCUAUUAGAUAUACGAAAUCAAUAAAAGCAAAAUAAAAAAAUGUGUCUUUAAACAAUCAGAAUUGACGGAUUUCGCUGUGUCCGCCCGAAACAAAAUCGGUAAACACUUAAAUCGUUUCGUUAUCGAAUUGAGAAAAAUACAUACCAACUAUAUACCCAAGUUUUGAUUAUUGUUUUCACAACGAAUUGAGAUCGCAAUGCAAACUUCACGUGUUUUUGCUUGCCUAUUACUACAUCUAUAUUUAGUGGAAGCCCUUGUUCCAACAGAAAAACUGCAAGUGUUCGACUUUUCCCCUCAACUAAGUAAACUAACUUUCGAAGGUUUCUCCAAAAAUUGUUCGCAACAGCUAUCUAAGUAUGUCACGGAUCUCGUAGAUAUGAAGCAAUGGGCAGUAGAAAUGUACGACGCGUCCGGAAAGUAUCCAACAGCGACAAUAGACGGGAACGCCUUCGCACUGGGAUCUUUCGACCAGUGUAUAAAUAUCGCUGAAGGUCCACCAGGAACGGCAAUUUCUGGAAAGUACUGCCUUGUUAAACCUCUUCCGAGUUUGAGGACGGAACUUAGUUUAUCAAAGUUUGAAGAAUUGCGUAUUGGUUUCUGCAUACCAAGUGCGUGCACACCAAAAGAACUUGAAAACUAUUGUACGAAUAGCGGAAUGGUAAUCGUAUCGGACGUUUCUUGCCAAACGAAAGAAGAUCAUUUCCACUUCGACAUCGGAACCAAAAUUGUUUUAACCUUUUUUGCACUGUGGAUUUUGUGGAUAAUAUUCUCCACGAUCUAUGAUAUAAGAAUUCAAUAUCUAAAUAAGGAGCCAUCGCAUUGGUUAUUGGUUUCCUUUUCCUGUUACACAAACGCCAAGAAACUUUUUGAUAUAACCACAGACGAAACUGAGAUCGCUUGCUUAAAUGGAAUUCGAGUUUUAACGAUGAUAUGGAUCAUUGUAGUGCAUCAUCAUUUGAAUGCUUAUAAUUUUCCAUAUAGGAAUGACCACAAAGAAGAGUUUUACGCUUCUCGUAUUACAAGGGGUAUAAUUGCCACGGGAGCCGAGACGUCAGUCAAUACUUUCUUUUUGUUAAGCGGAAUGACACUGUCCUAUGUUUUCAUGAGAAAAACUGGCAAUCUUGGGAAGUUUAAUCUAUUGGCGUUUUACGUUCACAGAUAUGUUAGAUUAACACCAACACUGGGCGUCAUUGUUCUUGUUUACGUCUUCUUAUUGAAGUACAUGGGCUCCGGGCCCUUGUGCCCCGAAAUCCUUGCACGAGUAUCUGCCCCAUGUGAGAGAAACUGGUGGAAAACCUUGCUGUAUAUGCAAAACAUUGACAGAUCGGUAUGCGUAGAGCAGUCCUGGUUCCUUGGGAUGGACACGCAACUCUACCUUCUGUCACCGCUCCUGCUUUUGCCUUUACUAAAAAAGCCAAAGUUAGCUCUUUACGCAAUUGGAUGCCUUGCCAUGGGCUGUGUGGCUUUGAGUAUUAUGCCAACGUUGCUCUUUCUACGAGAUGGAAACCAAUAUUCCUCGACUAUUAAGACUAUCCAUGAUCGGGCGCCUUAUAAUGUGGCAGGUCCUUGGUUGCUCGGAAUUAUUAUGGGAUACGUCAUAUACAGGAACAAGAAAGCUAAGUCGGACAUAAUCAUUAACAAAAUCUAUAUUGUAGUUUUCUGGACGGUUGCCGUUUCUGUGAUACUAACCUGCAUGUUUUAUCAAUUUCACGGUGCUGAGUUAAUGGUCAUUUCAAAAUCUGUUAGACGAACUGCAUGGUCUCUUGCUGUUGCGUGGAUCGUUUAUGCCUGUCACUUUGGAUAUGGAGGGAUAGCAAACAGGUUUUUGUCUAGUAAAAAAUUUAAAUUUUUAUCAAGGAUAUCGUACAGUGUCUUCUUAUCGCAUAUAUUGAUUCAAAUCAUCCUAAUCGAAAGCAUGCAGGUGCCUGUCGUUUUAACGGAAAGUUAUUUGUUGGAAACAGUAUGGAUUAACUUUGCCAUUACACUUCCUGUAUCAAUUUUUCUAACAAUAACAUGUGAAUUGCCACUCAUAUCCAUCGAGAAAAGGAUAUUCAGCAGUCCUAGGAAUCAAAUAAGGAAUUCUCCUGGGUCAAAAAACAUCUGAUGUGACCUUUGGAUAACGUUAAUCAUCCUUAUUAUUAACCACUGAGAUUAUAAUACUAUAAGUUAUUAGAGGAGACACCUUUUCAGUUAUGCUAAGAGUUAAACUUAUUGUUGAUAUGGCAAGUUAGUCAUUAGAGACGAAUGGUUAUAGACUGUAUAAUGGUAUUUGUGUUCAAAAUA
Molecule: messenger RNA, 3419 nt
Organism: Photinus pyralis (common eastern firefly)
Lineage: Eukaryota; Metazoa; Arthropoda; Insecta; Coleoptera; Lampyridae
Product: nose resistant to fluoxetine protein 6-like
Exons: 13
Coding region: 1333-3240 (635 amino acids)
Molecular function (GO): acyltransferase activity, transferring groups other than amino-acyl groups
Source: RefSeq, a predicted model, not a curated record